Molecule: messenger RNA, 1670 nt
Organism: Exophiala mesophila
Lineage: Eukaryota; Fungi; Ascomycota; Eurotiomycetes; Chaetothyriales; Herpotrichiellaceae
Exons: 1
Coding region: 450-1670 (406 amino acids)
Biological process (GO): tRNA splicing, via endonucleolytic cleavage and ligation
Molecular function (GO): tRNA 2'-phosphotransferase activity
Source: RefSeq, a predicted model, not a curated record
GGAACAACGAAUUUGUUUGAUAUCCCACCUUAACCCGAGAAGAAAUCUGUAUUUCACUGUUUUCAUAGCAUCAGCUCAACUACUAAAUCGGCUCGGCAGCACCAAUAUCCAAUCACCCCGAAAUUGGAAUCCCAAAGCAUCGUGCUUCUCCGUGCAACCUUGCCAGACGGACAGCGAAAGUUUCAGCAGCAUCAUAUCGUUGGCUUCAACCCUUCUGGCCACGCCCACACUACAAGAACUGUGGUUUCCUGGUCACGUCUGCCUGUCGACCAAGAGAUUUAUCUGACAUAUUUGUCCGUUUCGUCAUUGUCAAGUUCAUCGUCGGCUCUCAGGCACGCGCUCAGACAGGCGUGAAAGCCCCAAGACCAAAUACCUGUUGUCCCUUGCAUCCUUCUUUCUUCACAUCUCACCACCAUCACAUCUGCCAACGCUCCUCUAGCCUGCUUGUCAUGUCGCUACAAGAUGCAUCCAUCAACGCGGGUGGCCACGACCGGGACUUGAAUAAAGACCGACACGGUCGUGGCCAAGGCAAAGGCGCAAAUCGAGGGCAUGGACGAGAUAGAGGUUCCAACAGGGGACAACCACGGACGGUGCAGAUCUCCAAAGCCAUGUCUCGACUUCUACGACAUGCGGCAAUCGAGGAAAAGAUCCCCAUCGACCAGCAGGGCUAUGUUCGCAUGGAUCAUCUACUGAAUUGGCAGAGGCUCCGGAGCAUGACUCCGCCCGUGUCAUUUCAGGACGUUGUCGACGUUGUACAGGAGAGCGAUAAAAAGCGAUACGGACUCAAGCACGUGGGAGCAACGCCAACAGACCAAGAUGGGAGCCCUUCCUCGUCGAAGCCAGCCGCCACUCCACCUGAAUCCGAAUCUACGUCAGAAACAGAAAAGGCCAUCGCCGUGUUUCGAUCUUCCGUGGGCAUGGGCGACGCCACACCAAGUCACUUCUUCAUCCGCGCUACCCAGGGCCACAGCAUGAAGACAGUUGAGGCUGAGAAUCUCCUGACCCCCAUAUCGCUCGAAGAUCCCUCCAGCGUUCCCGAAACCGUGGUUCACGGCACCUUCUACGGUGCAUGGAGGCCCAUUUUGACCACCGGUGGGUUGAAGAGCAUGACUCGAAACCACGUGCAUUUUGCCACAGGGCCGACUAUCGAGACGGUGAUGAAGAAGAUUAGGAGGCCGAACCCGGCCGAAGGAGAUGAUAGACCCCAGAGCAUCGACCAAGCUCAAAGUCAAACUCAAGAUAAAGGUCCAGAACAAGAACAACAACAAGAACAAGAACAAGCUCUAGCGUCAGAACUCGAUCAGAAUAAAGUCAUUAGCGGCAUGCGGUCCGACGCACAGAUUCUCAUCUACAUUGACAUUCGCAAGGCGUUACAGGAUGGGGCGGCCAAGGGCAUCAAGUGGUGGAGGAGUGAGAAUGGAGUCAUCCUUACCGAUGGAAUAUCAAUCGACGAUGAUCAGUCAGACGGUCAACUCAACAAAAUCGUUCCUAUGGCCUACUGGUCCGAGGUCGUCGAGAUCAAGGAGGGCCUGGGCACUUUGUGGAGACAAGGAGAAGGUGUCGUCCAGGAGUUACCCGAUAGAUUGAGCAGCCGAGCUGUUCCCAGGGGAAAAGCUGGCGGGUAUAGAGGGAGAGGUGGGAGGGGGUCAGGAAGAGGGAAGCGCGGUUGA